Messenger RNA from Porites evermanni, 6045 nucleotides. Lineage: Eukaryota; Metazoa; Cnidaria; Anthozoa; Scleractinia; Poritidae. The record is from the annotation of a GenBank genome assembly.
AUGGCCGCAAGUAGUGGUAACACAGAUGUGUUCGAUUGUCAAGUGAAAGCUUGCGAGGAAUUUUUUCAAGAACUACUCCCUGAAGUUCAAAACUUAAAGCCAUUAGAAAACGACUAUAUACCAGAAAAUGCCAAAAGAUUCCAGGGACCAAUCUAUGAUAUAACAAACUUUGAUGCACGUGAAGUCGUCGCAUUGCUGUCUCGGAUUGUGAACGACAGAGAGCAGUUUACAGCAGGUAAGACCUUCUACUUGUUGUUACGCGACGGCCACGAGAACGAACCUGACGCAAUUGAGGAACUGUUCAAGCUGGUAGCCAACCCUAAAAAAGAUCAACCCGGCAAUGCGACCGUGUUUUUACGUCUCAGAAGAAAGGAGAAGUUUGAAAAAGACGCCCAUGACUACGAGGAACUGAACGGUGCCUUAGAAGCCUAUUACAAAAAGGAUACAGCAUCCUUCUCGAGAGAUAUCAUGAAAUUGUUUAAGAACGCAGUGGCCAAUAAAAAGUCUCAUCAAGCCACGUUUGAAGCUUACAUGGUAUUACUGUUUGAAAUAGCCCGACGCCUGGUUGCAUUAGAGGAGCCGAACGAGAAGAAAGCGCAGUAUGACGUUCUUCCGAUUGGAAGCGCGAUUGCAAGGAUCGUGAAAUUGAUGGCGCUUGGCAUAUGCACCUUUGAUGACGUAUUUUUUACGGGACACAAAUUCAACUGCUUCAAAGGAAAACCUGGGGAUAGGAGAAAAGCGAUUGAUAAAAUCAACGAGACCACUUUGGCAAACGCGUUUGCUAUGAAGGUCAAUUCUCCUCUUGAAGAGCUUACACAAAUGUCUUGUUCCAAAGAACAAGAAGAAGCCAUACUAGCAAAAAAAUUCGCGGAUCUAAAAACUUAAGGUUGCAGAUAAUACGGCUUGGUCGAUGAAGACGAAGAAGUCUACACUCAAUACAAAAUUCAUUCAGUAUUCGAUUACACCUGGACUAAUUUUUUUUUAUCAGACCUGAAGAAUCGUAAAGACAUCAAACUUAAAACAUACCUUAAUGGAUUUCAGUUUAUACCUGCAUAAAAUACGAGUUCAAGGUAAAAUAGUUUUCUAGGCUAUAGCAAACACUUAAGAAAACCGUAUAGUUUUAUGAAACGAUCAACCGUUUUAAGGGAACUACUUUUACACUGCACUUUCGGUUUCACGCGAUGUUGGGAAAGUACUUCCGUUAGUUAGUUACUUUCGUUUUGUAGGUGGUCACCCAUCACUUGUUGACUAAAUAUUUAACAUUAAAGUAGUCGAUCUUCGUACUUUUUAGCUUUCAUUCAUACCCAUAUAUCUUUUUUAUCCUGUCCUCCAUUAAAUGGAAAUGGUUUUGAUCUUCUAGAAUGAUAGUGUCCUUACAGUACCCGAGAAAUUAGCGAAUUAAAUCGAAAGAACAUAACUUCUUUGCAUCGGUGAACAAAAGGUUUCAUUCGAGCAAAUCAUUACAUUUGUUAAGUUCAGAGCGCGGAAGAAUAUGAAAAGAAUUUUUAAAAGUCUGCACUGGUCUAUUCAAUGUAUCUUUUGAAAUUCCUUAAAUUUUGGAAGGCGGUUGGAUCAAUAACUAACAAUUUGAAUAGUGCAAAGCCUGUUUAAUCUAUAAAUAACUGCCACUUCACCCCUGUCAGCUAUAAACCGUAAUAUCAUUAACUAAUGUUAUUGUGCAAAACUGUAUUCUUAAUUUCUGGUCUAAUAAACACGAUUACUAGCCAGGGCUUUUGUUUUCACUAUUUCGAUAUAGUAGGCGGGUUUCUAGGCUAAAUUUCAUUAGCUCUUCCGGGUCCUGUCUAGUUCCACCCCAGGGAAUAAGCGCGAGCUCAUUUCGCUCAUUUACGGUUAGCGAGCAAACCUAGCAGGUUUGUAGUAGAACUUUGUCGGUGUAUUAAAAAAAGUGCAAUGUUUGAGAGUCAUAUGAAUGUUGCAUGCGCAUGUUAACCGAAUGCACUCUGAUGCCCAGGAUCAUCCUUAAAGCACAAAAAAAUGAAAACAGUACAAACACAACUACUUGUCGUGAUAUGCUAGUAGGGAACUAGACAGUUUAAAGCCUUCGGAACUAACCUCGAAGUUACUCAACAGUGACAUUCAUUUACUCAACUUGUAGGAACUAUAGAUCACAGAAUAGAGAUAUAUCACGAGUUACAUUUUUGAAAGAUAAGUAGUGUAAGCCAUUUAUUUUAUAUCCAACAACCUAACUAUUAAAAGUAGGUUAAUUGCAUGCAAACAUGCACUGACUGAUGGCUUUUCCUACUUGCAGUUUUUACUUUAAAUCAUUUUCCUGAGAAUUCUACCAAAUGCGAUAGAGAGGGGAAUUCAUCGAGUCAUUUGCAACUGAUGCCCAUAGGUUUCUCGGUUUCUGAAUUGUAUUUAGACGGGUGUGGUUUCACGGGCAGUGACCAGCUUUAGCGUCUGAGCCGGCAACGCAGUACUAAAAAUCAGGACCUGUCGAACGUGAUUAAAAAGCGGUAAAAGAUAAGGAGCUGUUGGUUGCAUUUCGAUCACAGUUCUAUCCUACUUAAUGGCCACGUAUCUACCUUGCUUUAGGAACACUAAAGCUGAGAUUCUAUAUCGUUAGUAGGUUACUAGUCACUAGUUCCUAGACUCAGACAUUGCGCUGGAGCCGACACCUCUACCUCAUCACAAUCAUAGAUAAGUGAAUGCCUUCGAGUUUUCUUAGCUUUACCGUCGAGCUUUAUUUCAAAAUUCUUCCUAUGCUCUCCGGGUAGACUGCUUCAUACAUUGAAAUGUCUUUCGAAAUGAGUUGCAUUAUCUGGUUGACCGUGAUCGAACCAGCGUGAUGCGCUUGAAAAUAUAACGUUAUUCAAAAAGGGGCCGAAAGUGCAGACGUAAGACGAAAAAACUUGCUGAGCAGGUCACACAUGAGCACCGCAGGAAAACCAAGUACCACAAGAAUCUUAAUAUCAGAGGUUGCGUUUUCCUAACGUCGAACGCAAAAACAUCUAGCCUAUAUGACUAUGUCUUUUUAAGAAGCAUGCAAGAGGGAGGGAGGAACAUGGAUCUCCAGCAGAAAAAAUCCCAUUCUUUUCUCCACCUUGUUCCCUACAAAAUAUGCAUUGAAUGCGAUAUAACUGUGUAGCGUCUGACCAUUAGCCUCCUAAACAGAACAAAUACUAACAGUACUUCACGCUUUAAAUAGUAUCCCGCCAUAACGAAAGAAAUUAACAUGGUUGUAUAUUCUUCUCCUGCCAUCAAUAGCUUUGCCUUAGGUGUUCCCCUGACCAUCUCCGUCCCAGGACUUCCUGUUACCUCGAGCCACCGAUUUUUUUUCUUUCCCUUUCCUGUACGAGCUCUUGUCACGAAAGCGCCACAUUUAACACACUUUUAAAGUAUACAUACAUGCAUACAUACUCAUGCAUGCCUAACAUGAAAUCUGUCAUCUCGUCACACAGCAAGUAUGUUCUUUCAGAUUUCAACUCACCAACGCAACAACCUGACACCUGGAAUUGCAGAAAAAAAAACAGAUUGUCCACUCGAAGGAAAAUGCCUCCAAUCAAAUGUAAUCUACCAAGCCACUGUAACCACAGCGACGACAACUGAAACUUACGUCGGACUGGCAACAAACUUUAAGGAACGUUACAGAAACCAGCAGUCCUCCUUUCGACGCUCGAACAGAAGAAAUGAAACGGAACUCUCAAAAUAUAUUUGGACUUUACAAGACUCUAAGAAACCUUUCCAGAUAAAAUGGAAAGUUUUAAAGAAAUGUAAACCCUAUAGCAACAUUAGCUAAAAAUGUAACCUUUGUCUUUAUGAAAAGUUAAUCAUCAUUUGUAAAAAAGAGCUUUGUAGCCUAAACAAGCGAAACGAACUAGCGAGUUCAUGCCCCCACAGAAACAGAUUUGUAUUCCAGAACUCUAGAAUAACGUAACUAAGACACAAUCCAUCUGUUACCUUGAUACUAUCUCUUAACGCAUCCCUAUAACAACCACCCAAAUUUUACUGCCAGCUUUUAAUUUCAAAGUGUGUAAGCGUUCUGGCGCCUCUUGGCACUAAUUGGGGACACAUUUAAACCUAAUUAAGCUUAACUGCUUUAAAACAUAUAUAAAAGCCGGAAACGUACACUAUUGAAACUAAGUACUAUAUUUAGACUUUAAAACUAAAUGCAUAUAUAAGCGCGGAACCUAAACAUGUACAUCUGCCAAACAUACUAAAAUAAAUUAAUUUACGUAGGUUACUACACACGUCCAGUUAACCGAAGUAUAAGCGGUAUUAACUCCCACAUAUCCUUCGACAAUCGAUGUUACAUCCUUUUUGCGUAUCAUUAUCCUAAAAGCCACUAAAGUUCCAAUAUUUCCCUCCUCGUUGCUUAAUUUUGACCACAAUUUUGGUCCGAGAAACCUGAGAGAAUGUCUUUCAUCAGCAACAGUCUUAAAACGAGGUAAAAGAAAAUCUGACUACAGUACUAAGCACCUCCUCUGGAUAAAAGUUUUUUUUCUUUUCAUAUUAGAGCUUUUGUCUUUGACGAGUCCGUGACGACAUUUUCAAGACAAAGUAGCAAAUUAUGCAAAGUCGUUUUUAAAACAGUUUUCAGGACAUGACCUUUCUGUUAAAAUAACAUAGAAUAAUCUGUUACUUUGCCGAAGACUAUGGCGCCGGGGUAUGGCGUCACGAUCACGCCGAGAUGCCGGCUUAUUACACUCAUAUUUGCUAUAGUUUUUGCUCAAGUAAUUCGCCCCUGACCAAAAAUUAGAGCUUUAAAACAAAGCCCACUCCAGGAAAGCAACUGAGUCUGUCGAGUUGGGGUUCUGUGAUUGGUUCAUAAACCACUAUACGUCACGGAUAAAUAAUUAAUAGCACAGACUGAAAGAGGCUUGUGGAAAACACGAGGAAGCGAAAAGACAUUUCAACAUGGCGUCAGGUAACACACAUGAGUUCGAUUGUCAAGUGAAAGCUUGCGAGAAAUUUUUUCAAGAACAGCUCCCUAAAGUUCAAAACUUAAAGCCAUUAGCAGAAGACGAUAUACCAAAAAAUGCCAAAUUAUUCAAAGACCCAAAAAUCUAUGAUAUAACAAGCUUUGACGCGCGUGAAGUCGUCGCAGUGCUGUCUUGCAUUGUGAACGACAGAGACCAGUUUAAGAUGAAUAAGACCUUCUACUUGUUGUUACGCAACGGCCAAGAGAACAAACCUGACGAAAUUGAGGAAUUGUUUAGGCUGAGAGCACGCCCUACAACACAUCAACCCGGAAAUGCGAUCGUAUUUUUACGUCCAAGAGGAAAGAAGAAGUUUACAGAACCAGCCAAAAAAUACGACGAACUGAACGGUGCCUUAAAAGCCUAUUACAAAGAGGAUACAACAUCCUUCGCGAGGGAUAUUAGGAAAUUGUUUAAGAACAACGCAGUGGCCGAUAACAACUUUCCUCAAGCCAUGUUUGAAGCUUACAUGAUUUUACUGUUUGAAAUUGCACGACGCUUGGUUGCGUUAGAAGACCCGAGCGACAAGAAAGUGCAGUAUGACGUUCUUCCGAUUGGAAGCGCCAUUGCAAGGAUCGUAAAAUUGCUGGAGCUUGGCAGAACGGAUAUAUGCUCCUUUGAGGACGUGUUCUUUCCGAACAACAAAUUCCACUGCUUCACAGGAAAACCUGAGGAAAGGAGAAAAGCGUUCGAUAAAAUCAACGAGACCACUUUGGAAAUUGCCAAGAAAAAGAAUAUGGAGACCUACAGAGCAAGCGUUCUCUGGCUAGGUGGUGCGGCGAUAGAUCCGGCAAAAGUGUUUUCUAUGCAGGUUCCUAAGCAAGAUUAUGUUGCGAUAGAUCCGGCAAAAGUGUCUGCUACGCAAGUAAAAUGUCAUCUUGAAGAGCUUAAAGAAAUGUUUUGCUCCGAAAAACAACCAGAAGCGAUGCUACGCCGAAAAGAAGACAGCGCAGGAGCCAUGCUACAAAAAGGUCUCGAGGAUUUAUCAAUAUCAAUGAGUGUUGCAGAUAGUAUGGCCCUUUCGAUGAAGACGAAGAAGUCUGCAGUUGAUACAGAAAGAUAUACAGGAUACGAUCACGCUCGACGACAUGGUGUUUGGAGCUGA